Molecule: messenger RNA, 1998 nt
Organism: Caretta caretta (loggerhead turtle)
Lineage: Eukaryota; Metazoa; Chordata; Testudines; Cheloniidae
Gene: RND2
Product: Rho family GTPase 2
Biological process (GO): small GTPase-mediated signal transduction
Molecular function (GO): GTP binding; GTPase activity
Source: RefSeq, a predicted model, not a curated record
CGGCUAAAGCGGCCCGGGCGCCGGGCGCAGGGUCCGGAGCGGGGCCGGGCGCUGCGAUGCGGGGCGCGUAGCGGCACCAUGGAGAGCGGGGCCCGCUGCAAGAUCGUGGUGGUGGGGGACACCCAGUGCGGCAAGACGGCGCUGCUGCAUGUCUUCGCCAAGGACAGCUACCCCGAGAACUAUGUCCCCACCGUGUUCGAGAACUACACGGCGAGCUUCGAGAUCGACAAGCAGCGCAUUGAGCUCAACAUGUGGGACACCUCAGGCUCAGCGUAUUAUGACAACGUCCGCCCCUUGGCCUACCCUGAUUCGGACGCCGUGCUCCUCUGCUUUGACAUCAGCCGCCCAGAGACGCUGGACAGUGUACUCAAGAAGUGGCAAGGGGAGACCCAGGAGUUCUGCCCCAACGCGAAGAUCGUGCUGGUUGGCUGCAAGCUGGACAUGCGGACAGAUCUGAACACCCUCCGGGAGCUCUCCAAGCAGCGCCUCAUCCCCGUCACACACGAGCAGGGCAGCACGCUGGCACGGCAGGUGGGGGCAGUGGCCUACGUGGAAUGCUCCUCCAAGGUCUCUGAGAACAGCGUGCGGGAUGUCUUCCACGUAACCACGCUGGCCUCCGUGAACAGGAUGCACAAGAAUCUCAAGCGCAGCAACUCCAAGCGGGGACUGAAGCGGGCAUCUCAGAUGCCCAGCAGGACGGACUUGUUGAAUGACACAGAGAUCAGGAAAGACCGAGCCAAGAGCUGCUCCAUCAUGUGACAAAUGGGCUGUAAAUAGGUGUGUGUGUGUGUGCGUGUGUGUGGUGUUCGUUUUGUAUGGUAACGGGCCUAGACAAAGGCGCCAGCUGCCUUCCCAAGGCUUUUCUUUUAGUCUCUCUAGGUCUGAGAGACGCUAGCUGCAAAUCAGGGUGCAUGUGUCACCCCCCCCCCCCACCAUGGAGACUUCUGGAUUGGCUGUUGCUGUGCUGACUGCUUGGGGUAAAGGAACCACGCAGCAGAGGAAUAUUCAGGUGCUGGAAAGUCUGUGCUGAAGUGAAAGGGGGGGAAAAAAAAAAGCAUGUGUGAGAAUCUCCUGUACACACAUCUCCCUGUGUAUGUGCGGCUGUACCCACACGCACACAGCCCGCGCGGGGACAGGUGCUGGGGUCUGGAACGGAGGCCGGGGAAGUGGGGGGAACUGUCAGUGACAGUGUUCCUGGGCCGAAGAAAUAAUAUCACAAUAACCUUUUAGGACUAAAAGCAGCAGGUGAGCCAGUGGUGUCCAGCUGGUGACUCACCACUGGAAGGGCCUGGCUCCGGCUGUAAGGCAGGGUCACUGUAGGAAGUAGGAGAUCUGGGUCAGUGAGCUGGGAGGGGAAGGCUCCCGGGGGUGGACUAUAACCCAGUGGGGUUUUUAGUCAGCCCCUAGUGGAGGACAGAUAAUUUGCCCCUUCUGAGGCAUUUUGAAUUACAUCAAACUGUUUAAAUGGUUGUGAUCUACCCAUGGGGAGACCUGGCCCCAGAGGAGAGGUCAGUCCCAGCCGAUGCACCCUGUGAACUGUGGUUCCCUUUAGCAAGCAGGUGCUAUUUGGGAGAACGUGUAGAGCAGCUGUAACCGUAUUGCUCCCUGCCAUGGGCAGCUGCACCCUGAAGCAUGCAGCAUCCGACAAAGCAAUCCACAAUAACUAACCAAAUCCUGUUCUCCAGCCCUUCCCAGCUGCAGAUCAUGUUGCAUGGUGCCCGUGUUUAUUUGGUUUGAAUCCUCGUGCCCCCCCCCCGCCUCCCAUCUCCACUAUACCAGUGGGAGGGAUGGAACAUCCUAUCUUGCUAGCCCCCUGUAAUCGGCCUGCUACUACCACCUCUCAUGGCUUCUAAUGUCCUCUAAUGCCUUGGACUACAAGCUUAACUUUGACUUGAUGUCACACAGACACUUUAAGGGAAAACACCAACCUCAUUGCCUGGGCCCAUCUGUGUUGAUGGGCUGCAGGAAUCUAAUAAACAAUGUCAUUGGAAAACAGAA